AAAGGGAAUUCCAGUGCAUUUGGUCUCAGUGUGGAGGCUGUGAAAGUGAUUGCAGCGGGUUUUGUGGUCAGAUGCAGACACUGCGCAGUCUGGAGCUUCCCUCAGUUGCGGUGCAGACAGCGCGCGGGACAAUAGGGGCACUGUUUGCGGCGGAUGGACACACUGCCGGCACCGCGGCGGCUGUCGAACUGAGUGCGGCGGCUGUGAGGAGUCGAGCGGCCCCCGGGGGCGACGGAGCAGAUUUAGCGUCACUGACCACUCCCAUCCCCAAUGUAUCUUUACCUGCCUAGGAUCUAAAUAAUGAAUAGUGAAACCUGACGAGCAAAUGGAGAGGCCUUGCUGCCGUAUAUCAGCUUACUGGAAUGUACUGCGUGCCACCAUGUGAUUCUUCAAUAGACGGAUUGAAUACAGACGCUAUCAAACUGAGACUAAGGAUAUAAACAUAGAACAGUUUCGAAGUGGUUACUCAACGGCAAGAUUAUAAAGAUCACCUCUUCCAUGGUUGUGCAAUUUGAAAUAUCGUUGCAACUAAAAUACUGAACUUACUAACUGAAAGAAUCAUGGCAAGCAGAGGAGCUUCUAGACCAAAUGGUCCUGGCCAGACAAAGAUCUGUCAAUUCAAGCUGGUUCUAUUAGGAGAUAUGGCGGUGGGGAAAUCAAGUUUAGUCCUGCGUUUUGUCAAAGGCCAGUUUGAUGAAUUCCAAGAGACAACAAUUGGUGCUGCUUUUCUUGCUCAGUCAGUCUGUCUGGAUGACACAACAGUGAAAUUUGAGAUUUGGGAUACUGCUGGUCAGGAACGUUACCACAGUUUAGCACCAAUGUAUUACAGGGGGGCUCAAGCUGCCAUAGUGGUUUUUGAUAUCACAAAACAGGAAACAUUUGAUCGAGCAAAAGCAUGGGUAAAAGAAUUGCAGAGACAGGCCAGUCCUAAUAUAGUGAUAGCCUUGGCUGGCAACAAAGCUGACCUAGCAGAUAAACGAAUGGUGGAGUAUGAGGAAGCACAAGCAUAUGCAGAAGAUUGUGGUUUGCUGUUCAUGGAAACAUCAGCUAAGACAGCAAUGAAUGUCAAUGACAUAUUUCUCGCAAUAGCAAAGAAAAUGCCAAAAAAUGAUCCUCAAAAUCCAGCAACUGCUGCCAGAAAUCGAGGGGUAAAUCUUCAGGAAACAAACCAGCAAAGCCAAAGGGGUUGCUGUGGCAAUUAACAGUAUUUGGACCUCGAACAACAUGAACAAUAGAAAAUAUGGAUAUUGGAGAUUUUCUUUCCUUUUUAUAUUAGCACGCUUUACUGUGCUAAUUCCUUUUAUUCUCUCCCAUUUUGGACUACUGCAUGAGUCAUUCUUCUCAUGGUUGACUACAGGUCUCUUCUGCUUUUACCUGGCACCUGUAGAAAGUAAAUGAUGUAAAUAGCUUGUCAAAUCACUAUGUGUAAAGGUUAGUUACUCCUUUUCACCAGAUUCAAUGAAGGCUUUCUCUGCAAAUCAAACUUUGUUGAGGAUAAAUAUUCUCCCACACUUUCCUAAUCUUAUACUCAAUCCACUAUAAUUUCUUCCUGUUAUCUAAUUUGAUUACUAUUUCAUGUACAAUAAGAGAGCCUAAUUUGCAGGUAUUCUGAAAUGCAAUAUUCAAAAUCUUUCUUUGAAUGCAUUUUCUCUUAACUUCAUACACAAGUUUAGCUUGGUGUAGGGAAAGUAUUUUUAAAAUGUAAUAUAAUACAGUUUUGAAAAGCUUUCAACAGUUGCUUAUGCAAAUCUUUAAGAACAAGAGUGUGCUGGUUCUGAUUACUUGGGCACAAUAUUUAGAAGCUCAACAUUGCUUUUCACUGUAGUAGUUUGAAACCCUAGUCAAGUCUUACCCAUAAUAACAGAUAAUUAAAUCCUGUUAAUAAAUGAAGAUUGCUUAGAACAAGGCUUGUCUAUAAUGCAAGUGGCAGUGCCCUUCUUCAUUUAUCUUCCAUGUAUCAUGGCUAAGUCAAAGAGAGCUAUUGGGAUAAACUGUUACAGUUGCCUGUUUUUAUUUUUGUGCUAUUGAUGUUUUUCUUUUCACAUAUAGACCCUAGCCAUGUAUAUAUUUCUUCCUGUACAUCAAUAGGGGGAGAAAAUGCUGUACUGACGGUGUGUUUUGUAUGUCUAUUCUCAGUAUAGUAAAUUGAGUGAAUAUUAGAUAUUCUUGUACAGCGAAAGGGGAAAAAAAAAGUUGCAUCCAAAUCUGUAUUAGUUGCAGGAUGUCUCUUUUAACAAAUUCUUGUGACGGAUUAUUAGUGGGGUGUGAAGUUGUUCAAGUUAACAGUCUGAAAUGAUCCCUUUCUUUUGGUCAAAUUUUAAGGUGUGUGUAAAGUUGUCCUACAAGUCUUGCUCUUCCUAAGCCCAUAUGAAAAAAGUAAACUCUUGGUGCUUUAGUUCAGAGUAAGUUCUUGGCAUCAGAUCUCCCUCAUAUAUUGCUUCAAUGUUGAAGUUUGCAUCAGCUACCUGACAAAAGGAGACCAAAAACAUUGUUCUUUUAUUGACCGAAUAGUUUGGCAUGCAGAGCAGGGACCACCCUAGGAGGCUUUAACAGCAAUGGAACAUUGUACCAUUUAUGAACUUCUUAGUGCUUUAUUGAGCCACACGGCUUAAAGCUAGACACUUUUGAUUCAUUUAUCAAAAGAACAGCAAGACAAAUAUUCAUGGUUGGAAGACAUGCAAAACUUUGAUACUACAGAAAUGAAUGUUGGGGUUUGAUUUUGACCAGUUUUUCUAAAACAGCAAAGAUUGUUAACAGGUGACACGAUAUUUUGGGGCCUUGAUUUGUUAGGUGAAAAAGGUAAGCAUUGAUUUGUUAUUUGACGCUGCUUAGUAUCAACACCCACUUACAAGGAUUUAGUGCAACUAAACAGGCUACUAAUGAAGCUGUAUCAUUGAUUUUGGUAUUUUUCUUGCAGAUAAUCUCUUCCAUUGCUCUAACUUUAUUAUCACAUUUUCUCGGUCCAUCAGAAUAUAUUGUACUAAUUUUUUUUAAAGUAUUGGGGUUGCCUCAGAGCUAGACCAUAUUUAUUAACUUUUGUAGCUGUCUUGUUUGUUGGAAGCAUGAGGUGAAGAUUAUUCAGUUGCUUAAGACUUCUGCAUCAGUCAGUUUGGUCAUGCUGAUGUAUACUUCAAAUUCAUGUACCUGUCUUUACUCCAUAUACCUUUUAUUACCCUUACAUAACAAAAGUAAUUCCAUUUCUUACUUGAAAACUUUAAUCAUCCCUGAAUCCAAAAGUGUUCCGGAGAGAAAAUUUCAGUUUUGUACUACCUUUUGUGUCAAAGAAGUGAUUCUUGAUUUUGCCCUUGGGAUUGUGCCCUCUCAUUCUUUCUUACCCCAGAGCAAAUACUUCCUCUUCAUCUUCCCUUAAAUAGUAUGAUCAAUUCAUCUUUCAAUCUUCUAUUCUGACUGAAAAUUUUAAUGCUUUUGAUAAUUUAGAAAAAUCAAGGACUUGUUAAUGCCUUAAUAAAUGGGUCACAAAAUAGGACAGCCAAGUCUUGCCCUGCUUAGCAAUUAGUUUGCAAAGUAUCCCAAAAGGCUAGGCUGUUGAAGAAACCCUUUUAGACUAGGGUGCAUUCGUGGACCACCAAAUCAAGAUAAGAUAGAGAUAGGCUUAUCACAGUCAGUCAUUAAAUCGCCCCUCAAUUUAAUUUUUACAUUUAUAUAAGGGGACUUAGUUGACAUGCCUUUUCAUCCCUGCCUUUGGAACUGCAGUACUCACUGCAUACUCCAUGCUCCACACCCACACCCCAAAGCAUCCUGCCUUACAAUUGAUUUAAUUUGUCUAUUGCAUAGAAUGUGAGAGAUGACCACAGGUUUAAUGCAUCUGAAAUUGAGUUAUGUGCCUUUCUGAAUCAAAUCAAAGCCUGCUGUGAAAACAUACAUCUGUUACUUUUCUAUGAACAUGUGUUUUACUUUAAAGGGUAGAUUCUUACAAAUUUGCAGCCCUGGAGUUUUUGUUUUGCUAAUAGUGCACUUUGGGAUUUCUGGCAAAGAAUUCAACAGGUGCUUUUUCAUCAAUAAUUGAAAAUCCAUCAUGGGACAUGCUGAUUUCCAAGCUAAAUUUCCAUAUUAUGGUCUUGAUGGAUAAAGUUUUGUACCAGAGUGCAGAUUUGUUCAAAUCUAAUUGUUUAUGUGUAUAGUUAAUUUCAUCAGUUAGUUACUAAAUAUACAAUGCAAAUGUUUGACCAUGCUAGAGGGUGGUUCAAGAAGAUACAAUUAUCUCAAUGCAACCUAGAAAGCAUGGCUCCUUCCACAUUGAGUAUCAGGACUGAAAGCUUUGCAUAACACUUAUCCCAUAAAGAAGAAUGUCAGAAAAGUAGAUGCUGACUUAGAGGGAAGAAAUGAAUGGAAGUGAGAUCUGAGUAACAUUUGAGGAUGUACUUGUCAAGUUUGAGAAGUGUUAUUACAUUAAGUUUAAAUUGUGCUUAAUGGAAAGCUCAACCUUUUGGAAUUUAAGUGAUUUUUUUUUUGUUUAAUGUUACUUUCUUCUUGGCUUGCUGGCAGAUAUGUUUUUCCAACUGAGAGGAUGAUAGCCCUUCAGUUCUAUUUCCUCCCACUCCACCCCAAAUCACCCUCUGCUGUUCUCCAACUCCCCUUGCAGGUUGGCAAGAAUGGAUCUGAUGAAAGCUAGUGUCUCACUUCUGUGAUGUAGCAUGUUGGUGUUUCAGUAUACUGCGAUACCAGACAUAAAGUUUUUAUUAAUUUAGGAUACAUUUUCACACCCAUUAUAAAGCUUUUAUUAUGGUGCUGUUGAUGCAUUCUGCUUUUGUUCCUCAAAAAUUCAGUAUGUAACACUUCUAAACAGUGGUAACAUUACUUUCAAUUGUUUGCAUUAUUGAUAUUUCAUCUUUCUUUACAAUAGCAAAAUCAUUUUAAAAAUGGAUCUUUAUUCUUAUUUAAAAGAUUAUAUGUAAUGGUGACUAGUUUAUGAAAUGUUUGAGAAUAGUGUAUGGUCUAAUUUUUAUUCCCAGAUUUGUGCAACAAAAAAAAGCACUGUGCGCAUCAGAUUAUAUUAAACCAGAUACUAUUCACUUUUUCAAAAUCCUGAACAGUAACAUUUGUUCAUCAUACAAAAUGCAGUAAUUUUAAAAUUACCCAGAAACCUUGUAAAUUGAGCAAAACCAAACAACAGCAUAAAUUCAGCUAAUGAAAACAAUGUUUCAGAAACUUAGCUUGCAGAACUGACUGUUAUCUAGACUUGACCAAGCUAAUUAAAAGUAUGUUUCUUGGUCUGUGAUGUGGUCUGAACUCAGUCGUGGCUGUAAUUGGGCACAUUUUUGAGCCUGAGCACUCCAUUGCUUGGGAGUCUUGGGGUUCCUAACUGAUGUUGAGAAGACUGCAUUUUUGGACAUUAGUACACUGCAUGAUUAAACAGUAAGAUAGCAGAGCAUUGCCUAUUUUCAAUAAGGUUAGUCCAGCAUCAGGAAAAAAGACAUGAAAUUGGAAAGAAGGAAAUAUUUUCCCUUCUCCUGUUUUGAGAGGAGGAGAAAUUAAUUUGGAAAAUUGGUUAUUCUGUUUUUGUUCCUUCACAGAUGGAGGACAGAAGUGUUAGAACUGUUGUUCUCUGUUCUGAUGAAAGCUGAUGCUGUAACUUGAGUACAGCUUGAAAAUAAGCACUAUAUACAAUACACUAAUAUUCUUUGGAUCAGUAGAGUGGAUAUAACUUUGUAAUGUUUUUAGUUGUCUUAUUUUAUUGCAAUAAAUGCAGAUAAGCAAAACUGUGAUUUGAGGCAACUGGUCA
Chiloscyllium plagiosum (whitespotted bambooshark) is the source of this 5743-nucleotide messenger RNA. Lineage: Eukaryota; Metazoa; Chordata; Chondrichthyes; Orectolobiformes; Hemiscylliidae. The record is from RefSeq and is a predicted model, not a curated record.